GUCGCCGUGCCGAGCUCUGUUCGGGCGAGUCACUCGGGCGUGUCGAAUAUUUGUCAAAAUGACAGUUCGCGGGUGAAAAUUUACUCGCGCGAGCUUCUCCCUUUUGGCGAGUUGUCUCUUCUGGGCUCGGCGAGCAGAAGACUUCCUCGAUGCCCCAAGAUCCGCAGCCUCUCUAGCCACGAUUCCGAGGCCUACCGAUCGCAACCUUUCCUUAUUUCUCACCUGCUGGUUCAAUAAAUUAUCAAAGACGUACAAACCUCACGAUUGAUCCAUCGUUCGCUGUAGCACGCACCGUACGUUCUUGGCACAAGAAUAGGGGACCACGGAUCCUUGGAGCACGCAGCAGUCGCUAUUUGAGACCAAGUGGUGGUCGGUGAAUGGUGUUGCAGAUAGACUCGGUGUGGACCUGGGCGUCUCCCCCACAGCGGCUCCAUCUUGCCGGGGGCAGCCGUGGUGGCGGGACAGGGAGUGCUGCUGUGGGUGGCCAGAACUCUCAGAGGAUGGGUGAGAUGAUGGUUGAGCGUCCACCUUCGCCAGCGCGUCUUAGCCACUCCUCUGAGAAGCAUCCACGUGCCACCUUAACCGAACUCAAUGUCCUACGUCGUCAUCGGGAACUCUGCGAUGUUGUCCUCAAUGUCGGGUGUAGAAAGAUAUUCGCGCACCGAGUCAUACUCUCUGCGUGCAGCCCUUAUUUCAGAGCAAUGUUCACUGGUGAGCUGGCAGAAUCCCGCCAGACCGAGGUGACAAUCAGAGAUAUCGACGAAAUGGCGAUGGAACUGUUGAUUGACUUCUGUUACACGUCACACAUCAUUGUCGAAGAGGCCAACGUGCAAACCCUCCUGCCAGCAGCUUGUCUUUUACAGCUAGCAGAGAUCCAGGAUAUCUGUUGCGAAUUCUUAAAGCGACAACUGGAUCCUUCCAACUGCCUUGGCAUUCGUGCCUUUGCCGAUACGCAUGCCUGCCGUGAACUGCUACGCAUUGCUGACAAAUUUACACAGCAUAAUUUCCAAGAGGUGAUGGAGAGCGAAGAAUUUCUCUUAUUGCCAGUUAGCCAAUUGGUGGAUAUUAUUUCAUCGGAUGAAUUGAACGUGAGGACCGAAGAGCAAGUUUUCAGCGCCGUAAUGAACUGGGUGAAGUAUAAUGUGACGGAGCGAAGACAGCAUCUGGCCCAAGUCCUGCAACACGUACGGUUACCCCUGCUGAGUCCUAAGUUUCUCGUAGGAACUGUGGGCUCGGAUCUUUUGGUUCGUUCCGAUGAUGCCUGCAGGGACCUCGUCGACGAAGCAAAGAACUAUCUCUUGCUUCCGCAAGAAAGGCCCCUCAUGCAAGGUCCUCGAACCAGACCCAGGAAGCCCACCAGACGAGGGGAAGUCCUCUUCGCAGUGGGUGGUUGGUGCUCCGGAGACGCGAUAGCCAGUGUCGAAAGGUUCGAUCCUAAUACAGCAGACUGGAAAAUGGUGGCUCCGAUGAGCAAAAGAAGAUGUGGAGUCGGGGUAGCGGUUUUAAACGAUCUUCUUUAUGCCGUUGGAGGCCACGACGGGCAGAGCUAUCUGAACAGUAUCGAGAGGUACGACCCCCAAACCAAUCAGUGGUCCUGCGACGUAGCACCAACUACCUCCUGCAGAACUAGUGUCGGUGUAGCAGUGCUCGAUGGAUUCCUCUAUGCCGUCGGGGGGCAGGAUGGAGUUCAGUGUCUGAAUCACGUUGAAAGGUACGACCCUAAGGAGAAUAAAUGGUCAAAGGUUUCACCGAUGACUACGAGAAGGCUCGGUGUGGCUGUGGCGGUCUUGGGAGGAUAUCUGUACGCCAUCGGAGGAUCCGAUGGCCAAUCGCCAUUGAACACCGUAGAGAGAUACGACCCCCGACAAAAUAAAUGGUCCCAGGUCUCGGCGAUGUCCACGAGGCGCAAACACCUGGGCUGCGCGGUCUUCAACAACCUCAUCUACGCGGUCGGUGGGCGAGACGACUGUAUGGAACUGUCCAGUGCGGAGAGGUACAACCCACACACCAAUUCCUGGAGCCCCAUUGUUGCGAUGACUUCUAGAAGAAGUGGAGUCGGCCUAGCUGUAGUCAACGGUCAACUGUACGCGGUGGGUGGCUUCGAUGGCACGGCGUACCUGAAGACGAUAGAAGUCUACGACCCGGAGCAGAACCAGUGGAGGCUUUGCGGUUGCAUGAAUUACAGGCGGCUAGGCGGAGGUGUGGGAGUGAUGCGUGCACCGCAGACGGAAAACUACAUUUGGUAGCUCAGGCCCCCCUCUUCAGCCCAACAGGCUGAAUCUCCUUUGACACCUGUGACUCCUGUCACUCCGGUCACUCCUCCUGCACCACUCUCCGUUCCUAAUGUCGCCGCGGCCAGUCGGAAGCGAUAUCGCCGCUCAAUGAGCAUCAUAUGAGCCGCGAGACGCUUCGAGGGGAUGACUUGUGUAUUUUCUCACGGAAUCUUGUCUCGAACAUAAUUCCUAGGAUUUAAUUUAAUUAUACGUUCUCGAUACGUACUUGGUACCGACAUCGAUAGACUAACUUCCGCAAUGUGUUCAUUUGGCAAGUCGGAGUCUACCGUCGUUUCGUCAAACAAGAUUUCAUUUUACCUUCUUGUUUUGUUUUGUUUUGUUUUUCUUUUCGUCCAGAAUUUGAAGAAAUCCCGAAUUUCUAAGAUAUCCUAAAGAUUUAUUUAUACAAUUCCCUGGGAGAAGGACACAGUUAUGCCUGGAGAAAGAUCUUGCCUUUCUCGAUUCCAUCUCUCCUAAGUUCCCCGGCAUACUUAGUUUUAGACGUCCAGUGACUAGUUCGAUAACCAGAUACGCAGAUUUUCCUCUUCCGAUAACAAGAAUUUCUCUCUUUCGUGAUACGUAACACCGUGGGAAAGGCAAUUUCUUAAUAUUCGCAAGCUUGGUUCUAGCAGGGAAGAUCCCCCGAAAAAUUUUCGAUAAAUCACCAGCUUCCAUUCUCAUCGGUCAUGCAAGGAACACUUGGUACGAUUGCACCGGUGCAUAAGAAAACGGAAAACGAGGAAAAAAAUAAGCUACAACGGAGGGCUGCUUCUGCACCCGCACGCGCUGAAACGAGGGGCAAGACGCUUUGUAUGUUCGCUGGAGAAGCCAGGGGAGCGCGUGAAGCUUGUUUUUUCUUGUUUAAGACUGACCGAAAGGCGAAAUACUGCUGCUGCUGUGAAUGCAAACCAAAAAAGGAAAAAAGAGAGAAAGGAAACUCCCGGAGGGAAAGGAAAACGCGCAAAGACCACACCGGAGUCUAAUAAGACCCCUCCAAUUUCUGCAUCGAGCAGGCUGUAAAGGACUCCGUGAAGGCUUUCGCUUUGAGCUUUGGGCACCGUCAUUGGAGAUCGAUCGUAUUCCGAGAGUGCAUCGCUUUACGGUCUUUCGAUCGGCUCACGCUUGUCUUACGAUUAGUUCAAACGGUCAGAAAGACCCGGACAAAAAUGGAUUUCCGUAGAGUAGGGAUCUGCGCUGUCCUUCGACACAGCUUCGCGACGUUACUUUAAGAGAGAAUCUAUUUAUUUCCUCUGCCAGGAAGUUACAUCUCCGCGGCCUGGUUUUCUCUGGUCCAUGUAUACUCGACGACGUUAGCCUUAGCAAAGAACCGAAAUGCGACAUUCGAUAGUUAAGGCGAUGCGAAAGUGGCGUCAAAGAAGACCCGUUUAUGAAACUUUUCACCGAACAUGGUGUACCAAAUCGUUAUAAACUCUACAACGUGAACAUGGAGGCUGUAAGG
Orussus abietinus is the source of this 3732-nucleotide messenger RNA. RefSeq names its product kelch-like protein diablo (gene dbo). The record is from RefSeq and is a predicted model, not a curated record. Bases 378 to 2246 code for a protein of 622 amino acids. Gene Ontology annotation, molecular function: protein binding. The transcript is spliced from 6 exons. NCBI's taxonomy places the organism in Eukaryota, Metazoa, Arthropoda, Insecta, Hymenoptera, Orussidae.